Molecule: messenger RNA, 840 nt
Organism: Miscanthus lutarioriparius
Lineage: Eukaryota; Viridiplantae; Streptophyta; Magnoliopsida; Poales; Poaceae
Source: the annotation of a GenBank genome assembly
AUGGAGCGUCCUUCUCUUUCCAUGGCGAUAUUCCUUGUCGUCCUCAUACAUGGUAACCAUCUUGCUCUGCUGCCCAGCAACAACAUCGACCAGGCACAGGCUGCAGCUGCAAAAGCGAAACGCGGCGGCACGCCGGAGCUGAUCCCCAUCAACCUCGUGGGCCGCGACGGCGACAAGAUCACCCUGGCCCUGCAGCCCCACGACCUCUCCCUCGCCGGCUUCGCCAACGGGAGCCACCACUGGUACGCCUUCCCGGGGUACGAGCACGUGAUCCGCAACGGCACGACGCUCCCGUUCGGCAACAGCUACCGCGACCUCAUCGGCAGGCUGGCGAACCUGCCGAGCCUGCCGCUGGGGCGGGAGCCCGCGCUGCGCGCCAUCGGCGCCAUCUCCGCGUGCGACGACCCGGCGAGCGCGGACGACGACACGCUGGGCGCGGUCAAGCGCGGGCUGGCCACGCUCACGGUGACCAGGUGCGAGGCGCUGCGGCUGGCGCCCGUCUGGGAGACUGUCUCCGACGGGUGGGAGAGCGGCGACGCCCGCCUCACCGAGCAGCACCUCUGGUACAUCGAGCACUGGGACACCAUCUCCUUUGAGGUCAUCCGCGCACACAAGACGGGCCAGUGGAACGGGCCGUUCACGGAGCUGCUCAGGAAGAACGCCAGCAUCCACAGCAAGGAGGAGGCGCUCGCCGUGGUCAGUGUCGUUCCUAUCCCACCUUGGCUCAGAUUCUCUUGGCGCACGCUCGCAGUGCCUGACCAGCUGAGCCUGACUGACCUAUUAGCUAUUGAUCUUGAGUUUUUGACUGCUGCUUCUCAGAAUAAUAGGCUACUAACCUAG